This is a messenger RNA of Fusarium keratoplasticum, 1182 nucleotides long. RefSeq lists its product as uncharacterized. The record is from RefSeq and is a predicted model, not a curated record. The coding region runs from base 1 to 1182 and encodes 393 amino acids. The transcript has a single exon. NCBI's taxonomy places the organism in Eukaryota, Fungi, Ascomycota, Sordariomycetes, Hypocreales, Nectriaceae.
AUGUAUUCCUACUCAAGCGCCGACGAAGCGUACGACUCUGACGAGCCACCUAAACUCCAGCUCAAUAUUGAUAGCCUGAAAGAUGUCGCCUCAAAAGUCUUGCAGGCCCCCUGCAUCUGUGCUCGGCCAAUGACACGAGGCUCCUCACAUGAAAUCUUUGUCCUCGAGUUCCAGGAGUCCAGGAGUACUUCGUAUCGAUCUCUGGUGCGCUCUGGGUACUCCUGCAUAGCCCGCUUUGCUCGCGUCAGGGGGACUUUGGCCAAAGAGGAGAGCGAAAUUGCCACCAUCCGGUAUGUCAAGCAACGCACCAGUAUCCCUGUGCCAGAGAUAUACUACCAGGAUUUGAAUUCCGACAACGAGAUCGGCGCCUCCUUUGUGUUGAUGGAAAAACUCCCCGGCCGCCAUCUUUACAAAACCUGGGAUAAUCUGUCACUCGACCACAAGAAGGUUGCACUUUCACAGAUUGCAUCCAUCAUCGUCCAGUUCUCCUCUCUUCACUUCGACAAGAUUGGAUGUCUCACUGAGAACGGAAUCGGUCCUCUCAUUAGUCCUUGCUAUAAUUUCCCUCAAGGACCUUUUUCCUCAACACUACAGUAUCUCGAAUCGUUUAUCUCGUCCGAGGCAAAGGAUCUAUUCAGACAGAUCAGAACGAAACUGGCCGAAUACGCCGAAACGCAGGCCUCUUCCUAUCUCGAACCACCGUUUUCAAUGAUUCAUGCCGACUUUGACGCCCAAAACAUGCUGUUUCUCGAUGCCCCAGAUGGUUCAGGACCAAAGCUUACGGGACUAAUCGACUUUGAGUACGCCAACACUGGCCCAGUAUACUUCCUUUACGAGUACCCAGUCUUCAUCCAGGAUAUCUCCUGGUCCAGUCACCUGUAUACCAAGAAUAAGGUCCUGAGGGCACAUUUCGUGUCGCAGAUUUUCAACUCUCUGCCAAGCCCACAGGAAAAAGCGACCUUUAUCUCGUGCAUCAAUUCCAAAAGCUUCCUACUCAACGGCUUCCGGGAUGCUUUCAUGACUAUACAAUGCUCUGAGAAAACGCGAAAGAACUCGGCAUUUGACUAUCUCGAGUCAUUAAAGGACGAGAAGGGGCUCGCGUACUCUGGUCGGGUCGACUAUAAACCAGAGUACUACUCCAAAGAGGGACAGCCGAUGCGACCGAUGGAUAAAGUCCUUUGA